AUGUUGUCCAACUUGACCAACAACGCCACCCUAACGCCACUCCCGGCCUGGAUCGUCCACCGACCAGCACUGCUCCUGUGGUUCUGGCUGGUGGUGUGCCUGAGCCUGAUCGGCACCGUCUUCAGCGUGGCCGUCAUCACCAUCAUCCUCUCCUCCAAACGCCUGCGUGCCGGCUCCGGCGUCCUCCUCCUCAACUUCCUCUUCAGCAUCCUCCUCCAGUGCAGCGUCGGGAUGCCCAUGGUCACGGCCUCCGCGACCGGCAUCCCGCUGGGCAACCAAUCCACCAACGCCUACUGCCGCGUCGCCAUGUUUGCCUUCUACAUCUGUAUCAAAAGCGUGACCCUGACCGACAUGAUGAUCGGGAUCAACCGCUUCGUGGCCAUCUGCUUCCCGCACAGCUAUCCCCAAUGGAUCCGGCCCCUCCCGCUGACCGUCAUGGUCUUCUUACCCUGGUUGCUCCCGGUCAUCAUGGCGGUGUUGCUGCUGUACCGCGUGGGCGGGGAGUUGAAAAGCGCCCUCCCGUGGGGCGCCUGCGUGGCGCAGUACACCGACACGUACUCCUCCUUCCUGUCCGUAUUCCUGGGGGUCUUUUUCCCGGUGGGCGUGUUGACCGUGGUGUUUACGCACGACGACCACUAA
Messenger RNA from Paramacrobiotus metropolitanus, 639 nucleotides. RefSeq names its product G-protein coupled receptor 39-like. Gene Ontology annotation, cellular component: membrane. Gene Ontology annotation, molecular function: G protein-coupled receptor activity. Bases 1 to 639 code for a protein of 212 amino acids. Gene Ontology annotation, biological process: G protein-coupled receptor signaling pathway. The record is from RefSeq and is a predicted model, not a curated record. The transcript is spliced from 2 exons. NCBI's taxonomy places the organism in Eukaryota, Metazoa, Tardigrada, Eutardigrada, Parachela, Macrobiotidae.